AUGUCGGCAUUUCAGCAACAACACUUCCGCUCCGAGUCUUCGAGCACAAGCACCACGUCUUAUGGCUCGACCGGCUCGGCCUACCAGCUCAUUCUUGACCACAUCCUUACGUACCCGGGCAGCUAUGAGAUUCCGCUGCGGACGAUGUACACGCUCAAUUGCGCACCCCGCGCACAGCCGGUGCACCCUGGCAACAAAAGUCCGUCCAGCGUGGCUAGCUCGCCCAUCUCCCAGCAAGGUCAAUGGCACGAUAGUCCAACGACACUAACCUUCACGGAGAACUUGAUGGCACAGAUCUCUAAACUGCCAAAUCAGCCAACGUCUCUGCCACCCAGCUUCAUCACGUCUUUCGUGCAGCGAUGCUUUCCGCCGGAACUCAUUGACGUGGACUUCCCGCAGGCUCUUACAGGACUUGACUACCUCAAAGACCUUGAGACGAGACGGCGGCGAGAAGUUGCUGCGGCAAUGAGCCGUCUCGCUAUAGAUCGUACGACACUGGAACUGGAUGAUGCCUCCUUGGGUGACCGGUACCCUGGAGUACAGCAGUGGGUCAUGUCAAUCAACGAGAAGGAGCGCAAAGUCGACGCAUUGUAUACUCAAGUCUAUGUCUCUCUGCGGCGGUGGAUUCUCGUCAACGAGAUGUCGUUGCAGCCAUUUAGCAAGGUCAACUGCGUCGCUAUGCUCAACACGCUGUAUCCGCCCACAGUACCGGCACCGCUCACCUCGACAUUGACCUCUGCUGUGUUGAAGGACCAGCGAGACGGUUUCUUCAAGUAUAUUGUCAAUGUUGAGCAGAAAGGUCCACGAAUUCUGACCAACCUGAUGAACCAAGGCAAGGUGCUUGGCGAGGAGAACGGCUGGGCUGCAGCAGUACGCACCCUUGGCAAAUAUUUGCAGCUAGCAAACAGCAUAAUCGUCGAAUGCUGUGAGAUCACCGAUGUCCAACAUCUUUCCUCUCAAACGCCAAGGGACUCCGGCACCUCGAAGACGCCUCGAAAAGUGGACUCUGGCGUCAGCUUCAACGCCAGUGAACCUCUACCUAGCGAGCCACACGUGAUAACUGAAACAAUGGUUCCUGUCGAGCCGCACAGUCGACCGAAGACACCAUCUGGUCAACGAUAUGGCACGCCGCUUGAGAUGCUGGCUCGCGGUCUGAAAACCAUCGGACGCAGCAGGAACAAUGCCAAGGGUCUGCGCAAGAUGCGUAGCCUCGGAGCACUGAGCGACCGGAAGGCUCAGAUAUCUUCGCCGAGCGCGCCUGACUUUGAUGUGGAUGCAAUGCGAUUGCAACGAAUGAGGUACGAGGCGAGUACCGCAGCGUCACACACGCCUAGGAGGCAGCAUCACGAGAUAUGA
Messenger RNA from Baudoinia panamericana UAMH 10762, 1356 nucleotides. RefSeq lists its product as uncharacterized. The transcript has 2 exons. The record is from RefSeq and is a predicted model, not a curated record. The coding region runs from base 1 to 1356 and encodes 451 amino acids. NCBI's taxonomy places the organism in Eukaryota, Fungi, Ascomycota, Dothideomycetes, Mycosphaerellales, Teratosphaeriaceae.